UAUCUUUUUUAAUAUUCCAUCAUUUUCACCCACUUUACAUUCCAUUUAUCCACAACUACUACAUAGUACUAGUCAGUAGUCACAAUCACACUCAUCCCUCUGAUACAUAGAAUUCAAAAAAUGUGUCCUCUCAGACUCAUUCUUAUAUUCUUGUCAGCUACUCUUGCUUGUUUCUUUGUCCUCAGAAACCUCAGAUCUCAACCUCAACUCACUGAUCAGUUGGACCAAAACAAUGAAGACACACCAGAAACAGAAACCUUGGAUUCUUCUAAACCAACCUUAAACGCACCUUCCAAAUCCAAGGUUAAGGUUGCAUUAGAAUCAGGAUUUUGGACAUUUGUUGACAUGGCUUCUGGUCCAAUCCCCUUCAAAGCAAUAAUUGAUCUCAUACCUUUGUGAUAUUCAUGACAGACACAAAGUUUAUAGGAACUUUUCAUCUCAUGAUAUAUGCUAGUAAUAUUGGAAACUCAAACCCAACUCUCCUUUUCAUAGGGUGAUGAUAUUUAUAACUACAAUAAGACUAUUUCCUCUAUUAAAAUUUGGUAUUGAAUAUGGUUUAUAGAUAGAGUGUCUCUCU
Trifolium pratense (red clover) is the source of this 577-nucleotide messenger RNA. RefSeq lists its product as uncharacterized. The transcript is spliced from 2 exons. The coding region runs from base 121 to 399 and encodes 92 amino acids. The record is from RefSeq and is a predicted model, not a curated record. Lineage: Eukaryota; Viridiplantae; Streptophyta; Magnoliopsida; Fabales; Fabaceae.